Messenger RNA from Anoplophora glabripennis (Asian longhorned beetle), 1842 nucleotides. RefSeq lists its product as uncharacterized. Gene Ontology annotation, molecular function: nucleic acid binding. The record is from RefSeq and is a predicted model, not a curated record. Lineage: Eukaryota; Metazoa; Arthropoda; Insecta; Coleoptera; Cerambycidae. The coding region runs from base 1 to 1842 and encodes 613 amino acids. The transcript has 3 exons. Gene Ontology annotation, biological process: DNA integration.
AUGGCAGCUAAGUCUAGGGUGGCUCCGAUAGAAAAGAGAAGAGGAAAUUUGACGAUCCCACGCCUAGAGCUAUUGGCAGCGACGAUAGGUGCGAGACUUUACACUCAGGUUGUAGAAAAUUUGACAGGUAGCUUUGCUAGUUUCUUCUGGAGCGAUUCGGCUACAGUGAUCUCGUGGUUACAACGCAAUGAAGAGUGGGGGACAUGUAAUCCGGCAGACCUGUCAUCUCGAGGGUGUUCGUCUAAACAGUUAGUUGAAUCGAAAUGGUGGGAGGGGCCAGCAUGGCUGUAUAAUAAUGUCGAAAGUUGGCCAUCUACAAAUUUAAUUGUUAAUGAAGAGGAGGUUAACAAAGAAAAUAAAAGGAAGGUUACGACGUUUAUCAACUUAGAAAAGGAAAAGGUGGACUUUUACCUCACGUACUUCAGCAAGUAUACCAAGACACUGAUACAACAGGAAGAAUUUGAAGGUCUAAAAGAUAAUAAAUUAAAGAAUCUAAGUCCUUAUUAUGACAGUGAGGGUGUCAUCAGACUGAAGUCAAGAGUCUCGAACAGAAGAGUCACUGUUGAUUAUCGUUAUCCUGUGAUUAUGACUGGCAGGAAUCCGAUUAUUUGUAGGUUAAUUAUGGAAAAACACCAGAAAUCUUGUCAUGUAGGGGUGCAAGGACUGUUAUGUUUACUCAGAGAGAGUUAUUGGAUAAUAGGUGGCAGAAGAGCCAUUCGUUCGGUCUUAAAGAAAUGUGUCACAUGUAAGAGAUUUGAUGUUAAACCUUUUGCGGUAGAGUCACCUCCAUUGCCUGGCGAUAGAGUGCGUGAUUCUGCUCCGUUCGAGAUUACGGGGGUCGAUUUUGCCGGACCUUUGUAUUUAAAAUCUGGAGAGAAAGCGUGGGUGUGCCUAUUUACCUGUGCCGUGUACCGCGCGGUACACUUAGAACUUACAAUGUCAUUAUCCACCCUUAAGUUUUUACAAGUUUUGAGAAGGUUCAUCGCGCGGAGGGGCAGACCCAGAAUUUUGUAUAGCGAUAACGGUACUAAUUUCCGUGGGACUGAUAACGCUUUCGCGAAUCUAGACUGGGACGCUAUAACUCGAGAGACUAAUACGCAACGAAUUUUGUGGCGUUUUAAUCCCCCUAGUGCGCCGUGGUGGGGAGGAUCUUUUGAAAGGUUAGUCGGUGUAGUAAAGCGCCUACUGCGUAAAGUAUUAGGUAAAGCGAGUUUAGGUUAUGAAGACUUAAUGACCUUAUUGUGUGAUUGUGAGGCCGUGGUAAAUGCUCGACCAUUGACUUAUAUUUCAAACGAUCAUAAUGAUUCUGUGACAUUGUCACCGGCUAUGUUCCUGCGGGAGCAGGUUAGCUGUAACGUUGUCGAUUGUGAUUUAGUCGAAAAAAUAUGUCUUACGCGUAGUAUGCGAAAUAAACAAAAGUUGCGUGAAUAUUUGAAAAAUAGAUUUAGGCUAGAAUAUUUAGGGCAGCUUAAACCUCUUAGGGAAACAAAAUCGAACGCGACAAUUAAAACGGGGGACAUAGUUCUUAUAGGUAAUGACUCUCACAAGCGCGUUGAAUGGCCUAUGGGACAAGUAAUUGACGUUGUACCGGGUAAAGACGGUCGGAUUAGAUUGGUUAGAGUUCGGACCUCGCAUGGAGAGUUGCUAAGACCUGUACAACGGUUAUAUCCACUAGAGUGCGUUGAUGAUUCGGUUGAGAGGAACCAUAACGAUCGACGAGAUGUGGCUUUCACAAAACGAAGGUUCCUAGGUUGCACCCUGAGUCUUCUGAAAAAGGAAAUCAAGAGGAUGUUGCUGAUUCAUAUCGCGUUUGUGGUAGUGUUCGGGAUAGUGCGUGGGUGA